This is a messenger RNA of Dermochelys coriacea (leatherback sea turtle), 2680 nucleotides long. RefSeq names its product vasorin (gene VASN). The coding region runs from base 195 to 2210 and encodes 671 amino acids. The transcript has 2 exons. NCBI's taxonomy places the organism in Eukaryota, Metazoa, Chordata, Testudines, Dermochelyidae. Gene Ontology annotation, molecular function: transforming growth factor beta binding. The record is from RefSeq and is a predicted model, not a curated record. Gene Ontology annotation, cellular component: extracellular matrix; plasma membrane. Gene Ontology annotation, biological process: negative regulation of transforming growth factor beta receptor signaling pathway.
GCGCGGCGGCUGGGGCUACAAGUCGGAGCCGCGGUGCAAAGGCCGGGGCGCGAGGCGCUGCAGCCGGUGCCCGCAGCCCUGAGCCGGGCCCGCUCCCUAGCCAGCCGCUAUCGGUCAACCUGGAGGCUGCAUCGCCCGGAGCACGGCCCCUGCAGCAGCCCCCAGCGGCUCGGCUCCGCGCCCGAGAGUCCAGCAUGGACCACCUGAUCCUGUGGACGCUGCUGCUUCUGCCCCCUGCAGCCUGGGUUCAGGGCUGUCCCUCAGGCUGCCAGUGCAACCAGCCACAGGUUGUGUUCUGCACGGCCCGGAGGAGCCACACCGUCCCAAGCGGCCUGCCGCUGGACACGGCCUACCUGUACGCCUUCGAGAACGGCAUCACCUCGCUCCAUGAUGACAGCUUCCGGGGCCUCCCGGCACUGCAGCAGCUGGACCUCUCCCAGAACAAGAUUUCCAGCCUCCAGAGGAAUGUCUUCCAGCCCCUCACCAACCUUGUCAACUUGGAUCUGUCAUCCAACCAGCUGCGCGAGAUCACCAACGAAACCUUCCAUGGGCUGCGCCUGCUGGAACGCCUCUACCUGGACCGGAACCGAAUCCAGCGCAUCCACCCAGCCGCCUUGGACACGCUGGAGAACCUGCUGGAACUAAAGCUCCAGAACAACCAGCUGCGUUCGGUUCCUCCGCUGAACCUUCCCAAGCUCCUGCUGCUGGACAUAAGCCGCAACGGCAUUGCCACCAUCGAAGCUGGUGCCUUUCACAUGGUGAACAUAGAGUCUCUCAAGAUCGCUGGGCUGGGGCUGAGCAGCUUGGAUGAGGAGCUUUUUCAGAACUUGAACAAUCUCCACGAGCUGGACGUCUCAGACAACUCGCUGGGCAGAGUCCCGGAGGUACUCCGGCGGCUCCGGGGCCUCACCAGGCUCAGCCUGGCUGGGAACGCCCAAAUUGCUCAGCUGCAGGCAGAGGAUUUCGGGGAGCUGCCUAACCUCCAAGAGCUAGACAUCAGCAAUCUCAACCUAAACACCAUCCCCCAGGACUUCUUCAGCGUCUUCCCCAGGCUCCGGGCCAUCACCGCGGCUGAGAAUCCAUUCAACUGCCUCUGCCAGCUGAGCUGGUUUGGGCGCUGGCUGCACACCAGUCAUGUCAUGCUCAGGAGGUCUGAGGAGACAAGGUGCCACUUCCCCCCCAAGAACGCUGCUAAGCUCCUCCAGCACCUGGAAUACUCAGACUUCGGCUGUCCUGCCACCCCCACCCCUACCCCCACCCUGAGAACCACCUCCCCGCAGCUGGCCAUGCUCCUCACCAGCAGCGGGCACUCUGCGCUGGAGCCCAGCCUCGCUGCUCCCACUCGGGAGCCUGCGCCCCGGCAGGACAGCUCUACUCGUGCGCCACACACAGUUGCGCAGGGGCCGACUAGCCCCGAGAUGCAGAUCUGCCCUCCCCGGACGUGCUUAAACGGGGGCAUCUGCCAGCUAGACGCGCACAACCACCUGGAGUGCCAGUGCCCCGACGGCUUCUCGGGCUUGUACUGCGAGGCCGAGAUCCAGAGAACAACCCUGCCCCCCAUCACCCAGGCGCCCACGCAGAGCAAGCAAAUCAGCAUUAAGCAGGUCAGCAGCACUUCACUGACAGUGGACUUAAAAAAUUAUCAACAGGCCAAAGAUCAGCUGAAGGGCAUCCGCCUGACCUAUCGUAACCUGUCUGGGCCUGACAAGCGGCCAGUCACGCUCAGCCUGCCAACGUCACUCUCCGAAUACACCGUGCGCGCACUGAGACCGAACUCCACCUACCGCCUCUGCACCGGGCCGCUGGGGGAGAAGCCCUCUGAAGGGGAGUUCUGCAUCGAGGCCCACACUGCUGUGCAGGGGACUCACCAGCAGCACCUGCCUGUCACCCAGAGCAAAGACAGCAACCUGACGCUCAUGAUCGUGCCAGCGCUGGCUGCUGUACUGCUGCUGGUGAUUGCUGUGACAGCAGUCACGUACUAUCUCCGGCACCGACGGGCUAAGGCACAUGCCAAUGCCAGGGUGGAUUCCAGCCCCCUGGAGCUGGAAGGGGUGAAAACGUGUCUGGAAAACAGAGACUUAGCAACCCACAGUCAAAAGCUGCCAGAGAACGUGGCGGUGCCAAACGGCUUAGAAUGCGAGGUCCCCCUGAUGCACCAACGCUACUCCAGUAACAACAACACCCCAGCGGUCAAGCCGUCCUAUUUCUAGACCAAAAGAGAGAUUGUGAGAGAGUUGCCAUUCACAAGUUCCAGAGCCUAGAUGGACAGGAUAUGGGCUGACCAUUGUUAGAACCCAGGGCAUGUUCCUAAUGGGACAAGAGACAUUGAAGGGUUAACUUAAAUUAAGACAAAACCCCACAUAAUGUGCAAUUUUCCUAGAGGCUUAUACACUUAGGAAGUAGACACUGUAAUUUAUCUGUUCAGCACAUGACUAAGUGCCUGCAUUUCCCUGGCUGCCCUGCUAUGUGUGUAGAGAGAAGGUUUUUUUAGCCACCACUACAGAGAAAGAUAUGUGACUUAGUUAAGAGGCCUCAGUGUGCUGGUAACAAAAGCUCCUUUAGCUAAGUGCUGCCCAGGAUAACAGACUCAUCAGUAGUUCUACCUGAAAAGCAAUAAAGGAAGAAAAAACCCAACACACACAGACAGAAGUGCAGGGACUCUUGGACUUACUCCCCCAGU